Molecule: messenger RNA, 2866 nt
Organism: Pseudomyrmex gracilis
Lineage: Eukaryota; Metazoa; Arthropoda; Insecta; Hymenoptera; Formicidae
Gene: Nsun2
Product: tRNA (cytosine(34)-C(5))-methyltransferase
Exons: 11
Coding region: 373-2610 (745 amino acids)
Biological process (GO): tRNA methylation
Cellular component (GO): cytoplasm; nucleus
Molecular function (GO): tRNA (cytidine-N5)-methyltransferase activity; tRNA binding
Source: RefSeq, a predicted model, not a curated record
UUCCGACGCUCUUGGUCCUCCCAUUGAUUUCAGCGCCAUAUAUUUUCAAAAGUGGAUGUCGCGCACUGUAGUUCCUAUGAAAAGAAAACCGGUCUAGAAACCAGGAAAUAUUCGCGCGUACAUAACUGGAACAAGAACUUUUUUUUUUUUUAUAUUUCAUUGAUUGUAUAUCAAAUAUUUUACAUUUGUGCUCGUAAAUUCUAUUCAAUUUUAUAUAUGUAUAUAAAAUGCAUCACUGUAGACAUAACGCUAGCAAAUAGGGCAGAAGAGUGAUAACAGUUAAAAUGCGGCCGUGACCGUGAGAGUCUGCUUUUGGUAUUCUCUCUGAUUCUAGUUACAGCGCAAGGUAAAUAUAUAUUUUUAAGACAAAAAAUGGGUAAAGGACGAACAAAUAAGCCACGGAAGCACUUUGCCGAUAAACGACGUGAAAAACAAAAGAAAAAAGAAUGGGAUAAAAAUACCCCACAUAAAAGCUAUGCAGACAUCAUAAGAGAAAAUUCCGACUUUGAAUUAUAUUAUAAGACACAGAAAAUAGUUCCAGAAGACAAGUGGAACAUGUUUAUCAGCACUUUGCGGACCAAUCUUCCAGUUGCUUUUCGAAUUACUGGCUCAAAAGCUGAAGCUAAAACAUUAUUAAAGAUAAUUAAAAGUGAUUUCUUUAAAGGAAUUUUGAAUGCAAAUUUGGAUGAUGAUAAGGAAAAGUCCGAGACAAAAUCUAUAUUACAUAGUUUACCAUUUUAUCCAGAAGAACUGGCUUGGCAGUUGCAGUUAACUAGAAAAGAUAUUAGACGAUCUGAAGCUUAUUUCAGAUUACAUAACUUUCUUAUUGCUGAAACUAACAAUGGCAGUAUUAGUAGACAGGAAGUAGUUAGCAUGGUUCCUCCUUUAGUUCUGGAUGUCAAACCUUGGCACAAGGUUCUCGACAUGUGUGCAGCACCAGGAUCCAAAACAGCACAGCUUAUAGAAAUGAUACAUGCAGAUGAGGGAAAUGUUUUUCCAGAAGGUUUUGUAAUAGCUAAUGAUCUUGAUAAUAAUCGUUGCUACAUGCUAGUACACCAAGCUAAAAGACUAAACAGCCCAAACAUUCUUAUUACUAAUCAUGAUUCAUCAGUCAUGCCAAAUUUUAUAUUCACAAAAUCAGAUGGUACAAAAGACACAUUAAAGUUUGAUAGGAUACUUGCAGAUGUUCCAUGUAGUGGCGAUGGUACUAUGCGAAAGAAUCCUGAUAUAUGGUGCAAGUGGAGUCCUGUUAAUGGCAAUAACCUUCAUGGAAUCCAGUAUAGGAUUGCAAAACGAGGCUUGGAAUUGUUAGCAAUUGGAGGGAGAAUGGUAUAUUCUACAUGUUCGUUAAAUCCCAUUGAGAAUGAAGCUGUACUUCACAGGCUCCUUUGUGAGACUGGAGAUUCAGUGCAGUUAAUUGAUUGUAGAAAUUUGGUACCAGGUUUGAUAUGUGAUCCCGGUGUCACACACUGGAAACCUGCAUCUAAAAAUUUACAAUUUUAUGACAAUUGGAGUGAUGUGCCAGAACAAUGGCAGACACAAGUACGACCAAAAAUGUUUCCUCCGCAAGCGGAUGAAGUGUCUAAAUUUCAUCUUGAACGUUGUAUGAGAAUAUUACCACAUCACCAAGAUACUGGAGGUUUCUUUGUUGCUGUGCUGGAAAAAGUAGCAUCUCUUCCAUGGGAAAGUGAAUCUGGCACAUUAAAUAAGAAUGAACAGAAUUUAGGUGAUAAUGAAAACAAAGACAAACUCGGUCUUCAAGAAGAAAGUUUGCAAGAUGUAAAAUUAGUGAAAAGCGGAAAAAGAACAUUAGAAGAAGAAAAAAAAUUACGAGAGCCACAAAAAAAACGAAGAAGAGAUCUUGGUUAUAGAGAAGAUCCAUUUGUUUUCUUUAAAGACGAUACAGAAGAUGUAUGGCAGUCUAUUAAAAAGUUUUACGAUAUAUCUGAAGAGUUGAAUCCGCGAUGUCUGUUAGUAAGAUGUCACGAAGGAAAAAAGAAAAACAUUUAUUUCACAUCGCCGGCAAUUCGUGAUAUAGUAAUAUCUAACGAAAAUACAGUCAAAAUGAUUAAUACUGGUGUUAAGACAUUUGUACGAUGCGACAAUAAAAAUAUGAAUUGCGCCUUUAGACUCGCUCAAGAAGGGAUGCAAAGUAUUGUUUGUUACAUAAGUGAUAAGAGAAAGCUUCAGAUAUCGAAAGAAGAUUUAAUAAUGCUUUUACAAAAUAACGAUCCACACACACCACCUGAAAUUGUAAAAUUCAGUUCUGACACUCAGCAACGUCUCAAAGAUUUUGCGAUUGGAAGUUGUAUUUUGUUAUACAAAGAAGACAAAACUGACGAUCCAAACCAGUUGAAUCUUCAACUAGUUGGAUGGAGAGGGACAAUGUCGCUUAGAGCUUAUGUGCCUACGUGCGAUGCGAUUCACUAUUUACGGCUUUUAGGAGCAGAUUGUUCUAAAUUUGAGAAAAACAAAUUCGAGGAAAAUCGUGCAGCCGCGUUAGUUGCAUCAGAAGACGUUAAUAACAGCGAUUCUAAAACUGAAGAUUCUAAUGAAAAGUUGGUAAUGGAAAACGACAAUUGUGUGAAGAAAGUGGACGAUACUGAUUGAAAUGAAUGAAUCGUUAUUAAUGAAUAACUUAUUUGAUAAUUAAAGACUUGCCAACACUUUCUUAAUUUUUUACAUGCGUUCUAAAUGUGCAUUACAAUUAGGUGAAACGUUUAAAUUGCAUGUUUUAUUUAGCGGAAAAUACAUUCUUACUCGAUCGUGUGCGAACACGAUCGAGUGAUAAACGAUUGUUAAUAUCGGAUUAAUUUAUCAUUUAAUGAUAAAAAUUACAUGUCAUAAAUAAACUAAAUAAAAAAUA